Molecule: messenger RNA, 501 nt
Organism: Haemonchus placei
Lineage: Eukaryota; Metazoa; Nematoda; Chromadorea; Rhabditida; Trichostrongylidae
Source: the annotation of a GenBank genome assembly
AUGCGGAUGCUGCUGGAAUCACUCAAGUGGUGGGCGUCAGUUAUCGGCUGGUUGGCUGCUCUUGCUUCCUGGUUCCAAAUUAUAAUCGUUCUGGGACUAGGUAGAGAAGAAAUUCUGGAUCAUCAAUGGAAGUUCUUUGUCUUCAUCUUUCUCUGGAUCAUAAUUACCUGCUCGUAUUUCAAUGCUGUGAUUGCCGUCUCAGUGGGCUCCCUUUUGAAAACGCAGCUGCAAAGUCUUCUCUCAAAUCGAACCACUAUCGAGGAUUCACAGCUCAGUUUUCUCGAUGAAGACGAAAUGAAUCAUGAGUUCUCAAUAUUCGACCUGGGAUCACGGAUGGCGAAUUUCUGUUCAGUUUUCGGCAAAUUCCCUUUGACGUGGUUGCUACCUGUUUAUACGACACCUGGUGAUGGUGUCAAUUACAACUAUGUGGUUCGUUGUGGUAGAGAAUUUGCAGCUCCAACGCCCCCUCCACGGAAGAAACGCUUUUGGAAACUGUGCUGA